AUGCUUUGCGUCCGCAGCUCCCGCCAUGCAUUGCGACGGUUGCCGUCUUGCUCUGCCGGUCUGCGUCGCUCCUUUGUCUCGGAUGCCGACGUGGCCAAGGCCCGCCUCUACUGCGAGAACCAGCUGAAAACAAGCGAUCACGACGCCCACCUCGUCCAUUACUUUCUCCCCGGCGCCGCCCGCGAUGUCUACCUGGCGCUGCGCACGCUCAACCUGGAACUGGCUCGACUUCCCGAGACGGUGACCAAUCCGACGAUCCGCCUGAUGCGCCUGCAGUUCUGGCGCGAUGCCGUCAACAACACGUUUGACGGCCAUCCGCCGCGCGAGCCUGUCUCGCUCAUGCUAUACGCCGCCCUGGCUGCCUUGGCCGCUCGCGAUCAAAAAGGCGCCUCGUGGAGCUCCAUCAAGUUCUGGCUGCAACGCUACAUCAAUUCUCGCCAGGAGCACAUGGACAACCGCCCGUUUCCCCAUAUGGCCGCUCUCGAAGACUACGCCGAGAGCACGUACGCCACCCUAAUGUACAUCACCUUGGCCAUGCUGCCGCUGCAGUCCAUGCACGUCGACCACCUGGCUAGCCACGUCGGCAAGGCCUACGGCAUCGCCGCCAUCCUUCGCAGCAUUCCAGUCCUGGCAGCCCCGGCUGCACCGAAGUCCACAGCAGCAGCAGCAGCAGCGCGCACUCCCGUCCUACUGCUUCCGCUGGACGUCAUGGCCGACGUCGAUCUGCGCGAGGAAGAUGUCUACCGCCAGGGACCGGGUGCGCCGGGCCUCCAGGAAGCCGUCUUCCGUGUGGCCACCCGUGCAAACGACCAUCUGAUCACGGCCCGCGAGAUGGUCAAAAACAUCCGCGCCGGCGAGGACCCGGGUCAUGAUUAUGAGCAUGCCGGCGAGACCGGCCACACCUACCACGACGCCCGCAAAGACAGACAGGACGGCGGUCGGGAAGGGAUCCAAGCCCUGAAGCGUGGCUUCGGCGUCCUUCUCGAGGCCGUGCCGGCACAGGAUUUCUUAGCCCGCAUAGAAGCCGCCGACUUCGACCCCUUCCGGGUCAAGAGCAGCUGGAAGCUGCCAUGGUCACUGUACUGGGCGCAGAAGACACACCGCAUAUAA
Molecule: messenger RNA, 1110 nt
Organism: Grosmannia clavigera kw1407
Lineage: Eukaryota; Fungi; Ascomycota; Sordariomycetes; Ophiostomatales; Ophiostomataceae
Exons: 2
Coding region: 1-1110 (369 amino acids)
Biological process (GO): biosynthetic process; mitochondrial respiratory chain complex I assembly
Cellular component (GO): mitochondrion
Source: RefSeq, a predicted model, not a curated record